Molecule: messenger RNA, 2169 nt
Organism: Exophiala xenobiotica
Lineage: Eukaryota; Fungi; Ascomycota; Eurotiomycetes; Chaetothyriales; Herpotrichiellaceae
Exons: 17
Coding region: 1-2169 (722 amino acids)
Biological process (GO): DNA-templated transcription; positive regulation of transcription by RNA polymerase II
Molecular function (GO): DNA-binding transcription factor activity, RNA polymerase II-specific; sequence-specific DNA binding; zinc ion binding
Source: RefSeq, a predicted model, not a curated record
AUGAACGAUCCUGACCACGCUCAAGAAUCGCAGACUGCUGCGGACGAGGGCCACCGAGGGCAAAAGCGAAAGCGGGUUGAGGUCACUGCCGGCCCAACACGACGAAGCACCAAUGCUUGUAAUGGGUUUCGGGAGUUCCUGGAGCUCGCACUCAAGCUGAUACAUGGAGCGCAGGUCACCGUUGCAAGAACAAGAAGCUCAAAUGCCACUUUCAAAUGUGCCGCAUGUACCAAAGCGAACUCGGAUUGCAUCUUCGAUGCACUGCCAGAUGGUCUGCCCAGAGGCGCAGAAUAUGUUUCGACGCUCGAAGCUCGUGUUGCUUUCCUAGAAGCCGAACUCCGCAGCUCAAAUCCACCAUCUAUCCACCUGAACGAGCACUUGCGCCACGGAGAUAGCAUACAUAUAGAGAGUUCGUUGCCUUCUGCUCUCAGAGAGGGAGCGGGCACUGCACGAGCUAUUCAAGAGGGAAACCACACUGCUUCGGGUGGCAGGCUCGGUCCAAACGGUGGUUUCUCCUUCACAGAGCUCGUCGAGAGGCAUGUUGUCUAUGGUUGGCUAUCCCCAGAGUCGACAUCUGAACUUACGAAUUUCAACAUGCUACAAGGCGGAACCACGGUAUCUGAAAUGCAAGCAGCUUCUCUACCAGAACUUCCAUCAAGGGACGUCGGCACCCUUCUGCUCGAGACCGUCUACUUGUACACUCAAGCACGCUAUUGCCUUGUCGAUUGGACGCGGCUUCGUGAGUGGCAUCGACGCCGGGAGGCUAUCUGUUAUGCCACCAAAGAAGAUGACCUUGAUGCACAGAUAGGAGCCUAUUUCGUUUGGAUUAUCUAUGCUAUAGGUGCGGGCUUCGUUCCAAACCCUGAGUAUCCGCCUAGGGCAUACUUCGCACGCGCUCUGAAGCAUCUUCAUGCCGUUCUAACUCUGCAAGACUUGACCACGGUUCAAGGAUUACUUUGCCUGUGCCAAUACCACUUUCGAGCAACUGGAGGACCCUCAGUCUGGCAUCUUUCCGGCAUCAUCAUGCGGUUGUGUAUCGAAUUGGGUUACCAUCGCACAGCAAUGAGGAGGACGAGUACAGAAGACCCUCUCACGCUUGAGUUUGAGAAACGAUUCUUUUGGUGUGCUUACUGUUUUGACCGCUUGGUCUCCACCAUGGCUAGACGACCUUUCGGAAUCCACGACCUGGAUAUUGACGUGGAUGUCCCGGUCAACGUUGACGUUGACUGCACUGAUAUCGAGCGAAUCCGGAACCUCCAAAUCUGUCAGGCGGCUGGCAAAGAGGACGGUCAAGCAGGUGUAAUUACUUCGAUCAGCUCGGCGCUGCAUCACCUGGAGAUAUAUCGUCUCAAAUCGAGAAUAAUGACACGGUUCUUUGGACCACAUGCACUUCUUCCGACAUAUGACGACGUCAAAGGAUUUCUCGCCGAACUCGAUGACUGGAGAGCGACAGCGCCUCAAAGAUGUCCCGCACGGUGCCCUCAGCAAAGCGAUGAGCGGAAGCAAGGAUUCUAUCUCCAAGCAGUCCUUCUCACUAUGCGGCCUGUGUUGAUGCAAAACGCUGUCGACCAGAAUCUGCUGCGUCUGUGCGCUGAGAAGGCAGCCGAAGCUUGCGAGAAUGGCAGGUUGCUAAGCAUAAGUCCCCAGACGCAUCCUUCACUCACCGAUCUAUAUCAAAAUUUCUACUGUGGCGUCACAUUGCUACAAUGCCUUGCUCUACAGCAAGCCAUCUUGCCGCCGAGACGGAUUGCUCGAGCAAUAGUUGCCUGCUCUAGCACCCUCUCAGUGUAUACGAGACAGUUCACUAUUGGCGCCCCAUUUCUCGAGGUCUUCGAGAAGCUCUCCGACCGUUUCCUUGGGGACGGUGGCGACGUAGGAUUGUGCGACCCUACCUCGAUGCUUCGUCUGCGCGGUAUUCUCCAAGAAAUCAUGUCCAGCGAUCCAUCCGAAACAUCAAAGAUGCUACGCGCACUCUCUCACGACGAGUCUCAAAUUUCCAGACCGACACCUGUGGACAGGGCGAGCAACGAGCAUCACUUUCCCAUGACCGGAGACUUCUCAUCUGUCAUGGGAAUAAGUGACGUUGCAAUGCCCUUCGAUAUGCCUUUUGACAUGUAUUCAUUGAACGGAUCACUUCUAGAUGUGACGGACUUCUGGAAUGGCUUAUAA